CCCGCGCCACGUGCGGGAGGCGCAGCUCGGGCAAACUCCGGGCCCCGCUGGCCCGUGGGGAGGGAGCGGGAUCGCAGCGCCCCGGCCUCGGCCCCCGGCCCCCGGCCCCGCGGGGCUGCCCCGGAGCGAGGCGCAGGCCCACUCUCUGAUGGGGAGAUGCCAGAGAGCUGGAAUGCCUCUUCCAACAGCCUGGAGGUGCGUGCUGCAGGCAUCAUCGUGCCGGUGGCCUUCUCCCUCAUCUUCCUCCUGGGCAUAGUGGGGAAUGGACUGGUGCUGGCUGUGCUGCUGCGUAAUGGCCAGGUGAAGUACACCACCACCAACCUGUUCAUCCUCAACCUGGCCGUGGCGGACCUCUGCUUCAUCAUCUGCUGCGUCCCCUUCCAAGCCACCAUCUACACACUGGACGGGUGGCUCUUCGGCCCCUUCGCCUGCAAGGCUGUGCACUUCCUCAUCUACCUCACCAUGUAUGCCAGCAGCUUCACCCUGGCAGCCGUCUCUGUCGACAGGUACCUGGCCAUUCGUUACCCGCUGAAAUCCCGGGAUCUCCGGACCUCCCGGAAUGCAGCACUUGCCAUCAUAAUGAUCUGGACCCUGUCACUGCUCUUCGCAGGGCCCUACCUCAGCUACUACCAGAUUGUCCACUACUACGGGGUGCCCAUCUGUGUCCCCAUCUGGGAGGACCAGCGCCGGAAGAUCCUGGACAUCCUCACCUUUGUGUUUGGGUACCUCCUGCCCGUGGCUGUCGUGAGCUUGGCUUAUGCCAGGACCAUCAAGUUCCUGUGGACCUCCGUAGACCCUGUGGAGAGGAUCUCAGAGUCCCGUAAGGCCAAGGGCAGGGUCACCAAGAUGAUUGUGGCUGUGGCCAUACUCUUCUGCCUCUGCUGGCUGCCCCACCACCUGGUCAUCCUAUGCUUUUGGUUUGGCUACUUCCCCUUCAACCGAGUCACCUAUGCCUGCCGCCUGGCCUCCCACUGCCUGUCGUAUGCCAACUCCUGUCUCAACCCCAUUGUCUAUGCCCUCAUCUCUAAGCAUUUCCGCAAGAAGUUCAAGCUGGUCUUCACUUGCCUCCUCUUCCAGAACAAGAGCAGGAAGAAGAAGAGAGCUGGCAAUAAAGUCCACGUGACCAAUGUGGCCAACAAUGCUGCAGGUCUGUAUGGAGGGACCACCGAGGUCACCCAGAUCCAGGAGGAGAAUGCCAGGUGCUGCCAGGGCCCGCUGCGGAAAGAUGCUGAAGACACCCAUCUCCCUGAGGCAUGGACUCAUCAGCUACAGGACGCCACUGUCUCUGCUCAGAGAGGACUGCUGGCUGAAGAAAGUUCUGUAACAACUGGCAACCCACUGGCUGUGACAUCACCAGGAAGACCUCAGGGCCUGCUGACCUCCACUGAUAAUAUAAACCAAGAGGAGAAACGCAUAAUCCAGUGGGAGAGUCACCCUUCCACCCCUGUGUAUGCAAGCAGAUGGAAGGAUGUAGCCAUUGGGAAAUUGCACUGCAGUGAUGGCUAAUCUUAACAUUAUCAGCUGUGGCUUUUUUAUGAUCAUUCCACCCUUAUCCACUUCCCUGUGCCAUUCUUGUGGGAGCAGUGGAAUCCAUCAAUGGAAAUUCAGAAAGUAGGAGCAUGCUAACAUAAAAACAAGAGACAUGGAGAACUAGACACAGCAUGAUCACUGGGGAAAGGUCUGGACUCCCACUGUCCUGGGCACGAUAUUGAAAAUAUGUGGCGAGGAGAAGGGGAAGGAGUUUUACUACCAUGUGCGAUAUGACACCACACAAUUAACGAUGUGAUCUAGUGUAAGGCACUGCCCACAUGUUGGGGUUCAAAGAUCUGAACUUCCCUCUUGAGAUUAACUAGCCCCUCGAUAAGCCCUGUGUGUGUGUCUGUUGCUCACAGUCACCCAGGGGGUAUUCCCCCUACACAUUUAGGCCUACGUUUUCAGCAGUGCCCACUAAUUUUGCGUGGCAUCUUGGUACUGAAAAAUUGAGAGGAGCAAAAUUAACGUAUCCUGUUUGAAACCAUAUGCUAUGGUGUGGGUAUCAGAAUGCUGGGGGGAGUGGUUGGAAGAAUAUGUGUGCGUAGCUAUGUGUGAAGAGAGUUAGUCAUUUUGUUUGGGCUAGGGAUGGGAAUACGGUGUGUGUGUGUGGGUGUGUGUGUGUGUGUAUGUGAAAGAGAGAGAGAGAAUGGCGCAGUUCAAAACCUCCAUCACUGGAAAAACUGGGGCAAUGUGUCUUAACGUCCCAAGCAGUGGAAUUCUGUUCCCCGCCUGGGUGUCUUCUCCUCUCUAGUAAUUCCCAGCAGGUUUAGGCCGUUCUCCAAAGCUAAUCCUCCUCCCCCAGCUACUCCACUCUGUAUCAGAGAGGGCCUUGUUUGCAAUCCUAGCCCAAAACCCCAAUUGCAAGGAAGUCGGCAGCUCAUAUCAAUAUCUUCUUAUACUAAUUCUACCACCAUCACUAUUAUUAAAAUGAUUUAUUAUAUAGCAAGUAAAAAAUGGAAAACCUGGUAUUAUUACAUCUCAGUGUCCCCUCCCAUGCAUGCUGAUAGACUCAUAGAAGCUUGAGAUGUAAAAGCUCUGUUAGUUUAUUAAGUCAGUCUCUUCCCUCCACCCUGGCAAAGCAGGAUUAUUUCCUACAGGACACUUCCUAGUGUUUUGUCCACUCUAGCUUUACACGUCCUCACUACUGUCCUAAUGCUCCUUUGUCUUCAUGGAAAUCUCAAAUGGCUGCAAGGCAGGUAUGGGAACAGGAUUGGUUAGUGGAGUGGAAUCAUGGGGAAGAUCUGGCUUAAGAAAUGGGCCCCUCUGUUUGAUAACUACUGGCACUGUAUCCAAAGUUAAAGAGCUGUUCCUUUGCUUGAGCCCCCUGGCCUCAGUGCUGUCACAUUGGAACCCUCCCUUGUUCCUGCAGCUGUUCCCCUGCAUUCCCACCUGACCCUGCAGUCCCACUGGAAUGUUUCAUUGUUAAGGCAGCUGGAUCACUCAGAUUUAUACAACACCGCCUAGCCCCUGACAAGAGAGUGGCUGACAUCCCCCAGUGCUGACCCAAUGGGGGAGAACACAGUGGGGUGGGAUGUAACCUGCAGGGUUUGGGGCAAAGGGGAUUAUUGCUUAUGAGGAGCUGCUGGGAUUUCUCUCCUGUGUGAGAUUAAUAAACCUUGGUGAAUUUCUUUGCCUAGUCUGGGUUCUUCCUUAUUCUCUGU
Messenger RNA from Dermochelys coriacea (leatherback sea turtle), 3194 nucleotides. It is a transcript of the gene GALR3, whose product is annotated as galanin receptor 3. The transcript has 3 exons. Gene Ontology annotation, molecular function: galanin receptor activity. Gene Ontology annotation, biological process: neuropeptide signaling pathway; adenylate cyclase-modulating G protein-coupled receptor signaling pathway. The record is from RefSeq and is a predicted model, not a curated record. The coding region runs from base 157 to 1506 and encodes 449 amino acids. Gene Ontology annotation, cellular component: membrane. Lineage: Eukaryota; Metazoa; Chordata; Testudines; Dermochelyidae.